CUCUGUCUUAGUUGCCUAGCAGACUAUGAGUCUGCCUAAGGCCCUCAUGCCUCCCAAGGUCAGCUUGCCUCUCCUUGAGUUAUUAGCACACAGAGACCCAGGCACCAAGGACAAACUCUCUACAAUAUGAAGCCACUUGCAUCCACUAUCAUGAUAACUGCAAGAGCAACCUAAGUGCAGAAAUGCAGUGUUUGUUUUUGUGCAUGCAUUGUGCUCAGGACUUUUAACAAAUCAGAUCUAGGUCAAGGUCUGCCCUUGUAUGCGCAAUCUGUGAUUCCCUUCCUCAUGUCAUCUUCAUGCCAGAAAUACUUAUUCCAGACUCCUCAUGUUUGCAGAGACUUGGAAACUAUAGAGAUUCCAAAUAUAAAUUCAAGAAUGUUUCAGCCUCCGAGGAACCUUUCCUACAUCUAUUUCAGAAAGUUUUGGUAUUGUUCCUAUGCACUCCACGUGCAAAUAUGCACACCAUUAACAGAUGGGAUUUCAUCAUUUGAACUCUUGGCUAAUAAUGUUCUUCGAGUAUUUGUCUGGGUCACAGCUUGUGGUACCUGUUUUGGAAAUCCUUUUGUCAUUGGAAUGAGCUCAUUUAUCAGAGCUGAAAACAAGAAGCACACCACGUCUAUCAAAAUGUUGUGUUGUGCUGAUUGUCUGAUGGGUGUGUGCUUGUUCUCCAUUGGAGUCUCUGACAUUAAAUACCGUGGACAAUAUAAAAACUAUGCUGUACUGUGGAUGGAGGGCUUACCAUGUCAUAACAUGGGUUUCCUGGACAUGUUUUCUACAGAGGUCUCUGUCUUGUUGACAUAUCUGACUUUGGAAAAAUAUUUAGUAAUUGCCUUUCCCUUCAGUAAUAUCCCACCAGGAAAGCAUCAGACAAUAAUAAUCCUUGUAUCCAUAUGGUUUAUUGGAUUUGUAAUAGCAAUAAUCCCAUUUUGGGACGAGGAUUUUUUUGGAAAGUAUUAUGGGAAAAAUGGAGUUUGUUUCCCACUUUAUUCUGAUCAAACAGAAGAAAUUGGAGGCAAGGGGUAUUCUCUUGGGAUUUUUCUUGGUGUGAACCUACUAGCAUUCAUCAUAAUAGUGUUUUCAUAUGUCGGUAUGUUUUAUUCCAUUCAAAAAACUGCCCUUCAGACAUCAGAAGUAAGAAGCAACAUUCACAUGGAUGCUGCUGUUGCCAAUCAAUUUUUUUUUAUAGUAUUCACUGACUCCAGCUACUGGAUUCCUGUCUUUGUUAUAAAAAUCCUCUCCCUAUACCAGGUGGAAAUUCCAGGCACUGUCACUUUCUGGAUAGUGAUAUUUAUUCUGCCAAUAAACAGUGCCUUGAACCCAAUUCUCUACACUCUCACCACCACUUUCUUUAAGGAGAAGUUAAAGCAGUUACUGCAGAAACAUUGAAGGAGAUCGGUUUUAAAAAAUGACAGCAAAAGCUUGGCUACUUCAAUAGUAUGGACAGAUGAUUCCUUAAUUCAUGCCUCCUCUCUUAGACUUGGAUUUUUAAACAAAUAA
Chelonia mydas (Green sea turtle) is the source of this 1497-nucleotide messenger RNA. It is a transcript of the gene RXFP2, whose product is annotated as relaxin family peptide receptor 2. Gene Ontology annotation, cellular component: membrane. NCBI's taxonomy places the organism in Eukaryota, Metazoa, Chordata, Testudines, Cheloniidae. Gene Ontology annotation, molecular function: G protein-coupled receptor activity. Gene Ontology annotation, biological process: G protein-coupled receptor signaling pathway. The record is from RefSeq and is a predicted model, not a curated record.